UUCGAAAAGAAAAAGGAAACACUCGUUUUCCCAGUAGUGUUCUUAAUGCUUUUUAUGGUGUCUGACUUGCUUUGAUGGAGAAUGCGCAGUCAUCUCAUCAAAUACAUUUUGAUGGCUAUUGUGGCGGUGACGCUAAUUCAAAAUGUUAUUCUCUAUUGCUUGCUUUUCAAAAGCAGUUAUCCAGAAAAGUCUCGCACGGUCCAUCUUUGUGGGCCAGAAAUCUGGCUCCGAACUGUCCGGUCGGUGACUGAAAAGUUUGGAUUUGUGCCAACUAAUGAUAUGGAACAGGCUGAUCUGGUCUGGGGUCUGAACUGCCCUUGGGACGACAUGUUCCUCAAAAUGAAAACCAUGGGCUUCCAUCAACGUUUCAACAAGAUUCCGGGCCUAAAUGCCAUUGUCAAGAAGUCUCAACUGUCGACCAAGGGAUUUCCGUUUGUGCCCAAAACAUUUCUCGUUCCACGCGACGCACACCAUUUGAAGGCUUUUGUAAAGAACCAUCCCAAGAAGUUGUUUCUCACCAAGCACCCACAUCAACACGUUGUUUCCCUCAUCAAUCCUUCAGAUGUCCCUAGUUGGCAGAAUGAAGAACUCCUGAUUCAAGAACUCAUUCAUCCACCCUACUUGGUGGGAGGGUACAAAUUCGACUUGACCAUGUACGUGCUGAUUACAUCGAUUAAUCCAUUGAGAGUGUACACCAACAAGAAGCUUAUGCUGAGGUUCUGUCCCAAUCCGUACCACGAGUUCCAAGCGGACCCAAUCUCAAGUUCCGUGGACUCUUACGUGAUUCGGGACCACGACUUUGCUCAUGCCAUCUGGAUACCGGGUGUGAAAAAUUAUACGACCCUGCGGUAUCCUCAUCAUGCGGCCUUGGCCGCUUACAUUCGCGAUCAGGGUCAAGAUCCAGAUGUCUUAUUUUUGAAAAUGAAGCAGAUGGUGUUGGAUGUGAUCCUUGAAAGUCUACCAAGAUUAAGGCGUGCUGCUGAAGACUUUCCUAAAGCAGGGAAUUCCUCUUUUUUUCAACUCACCAGAUGGGACUUUGUGUUAGAUGAUAACCUUCAGCCUUAUUUGCUCGAGGCUAAUGGAUCACCAGAUCUGGGAAGACAUAUCGAGCUGAACGUCAAACGAAGUUCACGGUAUCUUUUUGACGCGUUCCACAUGAUGGAUUUGGGCUCUCUGGGAGGCAAUAUCAAUGCUCGAGAGCGGGACUUUAUCACCACUGUGGAGCUCAUGGCUCGGCCAGAGCAAUGCCUAAAAUGUCACAAUGCCUGUCAACAGAAAGAAUGUCGCAUUUGCUUUCAAUGCAUAUCCCCAAGCAUGCUGGACACACUCUACACUGUGUAUGUGGAGAAUCAGAAUAGAGGAACCUACCAAAGAUUGUUCCCGUUGCCACGAGCCUUGGCGCAAUGGACCAACUUCAGUCGACAUUCCAGCUUAGUGGAGACUGAUGGCCAACUGCAAGAUUGGUUUAAUGCCAUGUGCGAACGCGAUAAUGACUUUUGUUGAGUCGGAGGCUCUUUUUGAGGCUAUCUAACUAUCAAGAAACACAAAGGUAGUGCAUUUGAGGGAGCGACUUUACAGGGGAAAUGUUACUCCAUAUUUGGUCUCAAGAAGUCAAUGAUGUGUGUGUAGAAAUAAACUCCUGUUCAUAUGAGAAA
Molecule: messenger RNA, 1655 nt
Organism: Tigriopus californicus
Lineage: Eukaryota; Metazoa; Arthropoda; Copepoda; Harpacticoida; Harpacticidae
Product: probable tubulin polyglutamylase ttll-15
Exons: 3
Coding region: 82-1503 (473 amino acids)
Biological process (GO): protein modification process
Source: RefSeq, a predicted model, not a curated record